AAGAUUUUCCCACAGCAGAAGCUUAUAAAGCAUAGCAACAGAUUCGCAUCUGUCUCAAUUUGCUGUGUGCCUUGCUUUGCAGUCAGAACUUCUCCAAGAAUGCCAGCUUACACAAUUACGUAUUUCCCUGUCAGAGGGCGCUGUGAGGCGAUGAGGAUGCUUUUGGCGGACCAAGGCCAGGACUGGAAGGAGAAUGUGGUUGAAAUUAACAUGUGGAUGAAGGGAGACCUGAAAGCUAGUUGUUUGUUCGGCCAGUUGCCAAAGUUUGAAGAUGGAGACUUCACCCUGUACCAGUCCAAUGCUAUGAUGAGAUACCUGGGCCGCAAACAUGGACUUUAUGGAAAAGAUGACAAGCAAGCUUCUAUCAUUGAUAUGAUGAAUGAUGCGGUUGAAGACCUCCGACUCAAGUACAUCAAACUGAUAUACCAGGAAUAUGAAACUGGUAAGGAAAAAUAUAUUCAGGACUUGCCCAAUGACCUCUCCAAGUUUGAGAAGAUCCUGUCUGGCAAUAAAGGAGGCUUUGUAGCUGGUGACGAGAUUUCUUUUGCUGACUACAGCCUCCUAGAUGUGCUGCGAAAUCACCAGGUCUUGGCCCCAAAGUGUCUGGAUUCCUUCCCUACACUGAAGAGCUACGUGGAUCGGCUGUCUUCCCGCCCCAAAAUCAAGGCUUUCCUGGAGUCGGAUGAGCACAAGAAGCGUCCCAUCAACGGCAAUGGCAAGCAGUGAUGAUCCCGACAGCUACACAGGAAUGGAAAUCCACUUUGUUCACAGUUAGCCUUGGAGUUCUUUUUUACUACUCGACUUGAGGCUUGACAGUCCUAGCCUGAUGCUUGUGAGCCAAGCUCUUUAGUUUCUACACAGUUUUGAUAACCACAGUUCCUAUUGUGACAACCACCUAGCUUAGUUCUGUGUUUAAUAAAAUCUCUCAGAAACCUUU
Messenger RNA from Lepisosteus oculatus (spotted gar), 937 nucleotides. Its product is annotated as glutathione S-transferase P-like. NCBI's taxonomy places the organism in Eukaryota, Metazoa, Chordata, Actinopteri, Semionotiformes, Lepisosteidae. Gene Ontology annotation, biological process: glutathione metabolic process. The record is from RefSeq and is a predicted model, not a curated record. Gene Ontology annotation, cellular component: cytosol. Gene Ontology annotation, molecular function: glutathione transferase activity.